Zingiber officinale is the source of this 402-nucleotide messenger RNA. RefSeq lists its product as uncharacterized. The transcript is spliced from 2 exons. Gene Ontology annotation, molecular function: nucleic acid binding; zinc ion binding. The coding region runs from base 1 to 402 and encodes 133 amino acids. The record is from RefSeq and is a predicted model, not a curated record. Lineage: Eukaryota; Viridiplantae; Streptophyta; Magnoliopsida; Zingiberales; Zingiberaceae.
AUGGGUACAGAUGCUUGCUAUAUGUGUAAGAAGUCAGGACACUUCGCGAGAGAAUGUCCACUGCUCAUGGAGCCAACCAAAGGGAGAGUAUUUGCGAUGACUCAAGAGAAGGUGGACCUGGACACAACUAUUAUCACAGAUUCCGGAGCUACACAUUCCUUUAUAUCUGAGGCUUACCUCACAAAACUGGGCAUUAUACCUGAACGAAUGGUUGCGGGAUAUAGUGUUUCAUUACUGUCAGGGGAGGAAUUGCAUAGCAAUAGGAUGGUAAAGAACUGUCAGAUGAUGAUACAAAAUCAUAUGGUGGGCGCGAGGUUCAUCGUGUUGGAAAUGACAGAGUUUGAUGUGAUUCUUAGCAUGGACUGGCUGGUUCAGCACGAGGCAGUCAUCGAUUACAAAUAG